Molecule: messenger RNA, 258 nt
Organism: Aspergillus ibericus CBS 121593
Lineage: Eukaryota; Fungi; Ascomycota; Eurotiomycetes; Eurotiales; Aspergillaceae
Exons: 1
Coding region: 1-258 (85 amino acids)
Source: RefSeq, a predicted model, not a curated record
AUGACCGAUCAACCCCCCGUUGGCCGCGACUUCCUCGACGCGAAGAACGUCGAACCCAUUGACCAGAACGAUUCCGAUCUCGACGAAUCCGCCAGCCAGCCUCGCUUUUCGGGCCCGGGGGCGAAUACCACUGCACCGUCUACGUCGAAACCUCAUUCGAACAAGUUGUUGAACAAGCUCGAUCCCCGAUACGAUAGCGAUAUCUUGGAAGCGACGUCGCAGGAUCAGCAGCGAGAGCAGCGGAGGGGGAGUGACUGA